UGUUACUGUUCAUUUUCUACACCUUCUAUGGAGCCGUGCGCAAAUUUUUGUUUACAAUUUCUCCGUAUCGUGUGCAAAGGGCGACGUCUCAUUCUAUUUUUGCCACCGUUCAGUCACUGUUGGCAAACUAGAUUUUAUAUUUUGGAGGCACACAGCUCAUAUUGAGAUUGGAAGCUCCAGCUACACAACUACAUACAUUUUGUUAUAAUACAUUUUUAUUAAAAGUUCACAAUUUUGUACUUUUAUCAUGCCUAAGUGUCCAAGCUGUGGAAAGGAGGUUUAUUUUGGUGAGUAAAAUAUUUGUUUAAUAACAAAAUAAAAGAUACUAAAUCGAUAUUUUAAACCGAAAAUAAUUUAUAAGUAUUUUUAGAAAAUAAAUAUAAUUUGAACAAAUGUGAUGUUGGUUAAUCAUUUUUUAAUAUUUUUUUUUGGCGCAACAAGCCAAAAAGGCGGAAAUACAACUUAAAAGUACGUUCAUUUAUUUAUUUUUAAAAAGUUCCUUCGGGUCUACCAAUUAUUAGUAGCAUGAUUUGCUGAUUAUUUAAUUAUUUUUAUAUAAGUUGGAAAACAAUCAUCUCAUUUGUUUGCAAAUUUGAUGAUUUUCACUGCAUCAAAUUCCUCUAAUCAGCAAAAUCACGAAUAUCAUUGCGUGCAGAGUGCCAAUGAAAGAUAGCAAAGUUUGUUUGGGGUGUUUUGCAAAUGUUGAUGCUACAUGUCCCUCAUUUCUCCGAUCUUUCGUAUAAUUGUAGGUCCCGAAGGACUCAGUUUACUAAAUAAAUUAGUCUCAUUCUACGGAAGCGUAAAUGUGGGGAUUUAUUAAAUUCUCCUUAUACGAAUGAGGAUGGGCUGUCAAUGCAGGCCCUUGGCGUGACAAAUGGAUUUAAGAAAUAUUGGGCUGGUGCUCAUGAUUCACAAAAAAGACUUUGCCCAGUUUCUUGUGUGUAAACCACUCAACGUAUAUUGGUGACUACAGCAACCUUUAUGUGCAUUUCCAGGGGUACUCGUUCACCAUUUACUGCCCGAGUAUCCGAAUGGCAGCCAGGCGGGCCCGAUUAAGGUUACCUGGCAGGCUAAAUAUGGGAGCCACCGGGGGGGGGGGGGUAUUUUAAGCCCACUGCCUGUCCCGGCCUAAGGGUCUCACCUUUAUUUUUCCAAAUACAAGUAAAAGGGAUUCAAAAGGCGGGCCCGAUUAAGGUUACCUGGCAGGCUAAAUAUGGGAGCCACCGGGGGGGGGGGGUAUCUUAAGCCCACUGCCUGUCCCGGCCUAAAGGUCUCACCAUUAUCUUUCCAAAUACAAGUAAAACGGAUUCAAUACGUUGUCAGAACUUUCUAAUUAUUUGUUCCACGUCCUGCACCAUUGGAAAUCAGCAGCUUUUAGUCAAGAAUAUGUCCGUGGUGGGUUGAGGCACCGCAUUUGUUAUAAAACCUACACAAGAGUGUAUCGUUUGUAAUUGUGAUACAACUGUCAAUAAAUAAAAGAGCACCUGCCACACUGAAAGCCAUUUUAAGACAUGUUCUAAUGUCAGAUUGGUUGGUGGGAGUGGUUCUCUGAACAAUUGCCCCCUACUCUUUCUAUAUAGAUAUGGGACUAUGAUAAGAAGAUUGCAUUACGAUUAUUUGUUUCAUAUCACACAUUGGCUUCAUUUAAAUUUUCCGCCCAUGACCCAAACGUGGGUUCAAUUGAUCAUUAAAAUUAACGUUGAACGGGAAUCCGGGACUCUCAAACCAUCAGUAUUCUGAUGCCAUCUUGACGUUUUAACCAAAGAUAUUAGGAGGAUGACUCAUUUAAUUAGUAUGAACAAGGCAGGCAGGUGGUAAGUGGCGAAAUGUGGCCGGCUGUAUGACUUGGUCAAACACAAAACUGAGGUUGUGGUUUUAAAACAGGUCAGGGGGCAGGUGGUAGACAUAACUUGCGCUUACCAAUCGAUGGUGGCUAUGUCAACCACACACUCCAGAUGUUUUAUAUGAGUAAGCCAACAGGAAUGCCAUUGACCUAAUUAUAAACUACACAUAAAGACUUCACAUCGCUCGUGACAACUCUUGAUAAUUAUGUACACUAGAGUUGCAGGCCCUACAUUUUGGCGUAUUGAAUGCGGACCGGUUUUUGUUGUAUCAAGUAUACAGCAAGGCAGCGAAGUAGGAACCGUUACUCUUUACUCCAGUGUCAGGCACUGCUAGAUAACUUUAUGUUUCAUAACUAGUGUAUCCUUACCCUGCAUACUGCGACGACGUAACCCUUCAGCCGAUGUUUAUGACUGAGAGAGAAAACUUUGCCAGAUCUCCUCGAUCUGAAUUUUUUUAAAAUAGAUAUCCGCACUCAGGCUCAGGAGAUCGUUAAUCAGUUCCAACUUAACUUUAACUUGAAUCUGACAAGAUAACAUCCGACUGGUGUUUUGGGGUGAAUAAAGAUACCUUAAGUAAGGGACACCAUUGGGUCUCUGUUGAAAUAAAUGCAAUAUUUAUUCAAAACAGUGUUUAAAUCUGGAGAUAAUUCCGAUGGGGAUCAAGAUUGAAAGGGUAUAGUAUAAAAUAACGAUGGGCAAUCAAGAUUGAAAGGGUAUAAUUAAUACAAAGGACAAUCUAAAAUCAAGAUUGAAAGGGUAUAAACAUUACUGUGGCCAAUCAAGAUUGAAAGGGUAUAAUAAUUACGGUGGGCAAUAAAUAUUUAAAAGGUAGGCUGUAAUAAUUAUGAUGGGCAAUCAAGAUCGAAAGGGCAAAACAAAAAUGAAAUGGUGAGUUAUAGUCUGCUUUUUUUUUUUACUUUAAAAUACACAAUCUUUCAAAUCUUUGAGCAUCACCAGGUCGUCAGAUUGGUCGUCAGAUUGGUCGUCAGAUUGGGCCCAAGUCCAGGUAGAAAACCGUAUGACCCCAAAUGAAGAGCUGCUGUUUGUAGUUUAAUCUUUAAUUUCGGACGCCCGUCAUCGUGUUUCAAAGAGAGCAGAAACUGUCGAGAAACUGGGGUCUAGUAUUUCCCCUGGUCGUGCCUAUCAAGGCAAACAAUGGAGCGAGCCAUUUCGCACAGAAAGGUUUUAGUACUGCUGCAUUCCAUUUGGCGAAGCGUUCCCAAAAAGUGCCUUGAUCAUGAGACCACGGUAGGUUGGUGAGCUGGGUUCGUUCGCCUGGGUCAGGGGCAUUGGCGUCCUAAUCAUAGGUCAAGGGGGGGGGGGGUUCGGAUAGUGGGGACCCCCCCCCCCUGAAGGGAAUAAAUUACCCACGAUUGUUGAGUGAAAAAAAUAAACGAAAUCAACACAACCAAAAAGGGUCAGGGGGAUUGGGGUCCUUAUCACAGGGCCAGGGGGGGGGGGGUUCGGAUAGUGGGGACCCCCCCCCCCUCCCUGAAAGGAAUAAAUUACUCACGAUUGUUCAGUGAAAAAAAUAAACGAAAUCAACACAACCAAAAGUGAAAUUAAUAAUUGAGUAGUACGUGAAACUGUGGACAACGUUAAGACCAUAUAAGACAUAAUAUUAAAACACUAUACCAGAGUCCUCUAGUUUUAAUGACUUAACUUACUAUCCAGCUAAGUCUCCCCACCAUGACGGAGAAAAUAAUCCUUCCAGGGCCUCAUAACCAGUCGCUUGUUCUUUCGCAAAGGUUCCCUAAUCUCUGCAGCAUUGGUGUCACUGCAUAGUCAGGGGCGUACCGCGGGUGUAUGGUGCCCUAUGGCACCAAAAGAGUGCACCAUUAUCAAGCUUGAGAAACCUAUCACACAAUUAAGAUUUAUCCUAAAGUUAACUAAAAUAUGCAAGCAAACCAGAUAUGCGUGAAUCAUGUUAUCACAUUCAGUACGGCUGAACUGGCUUUGAAUAAGCAAAAAAGAAACUCAUUGUUUUAAAGUCUUUAAGUCUUUGUUAGGCUCGUCGAAUUUGCGCCCCCCUUUCACGUGGCGCCCACGGCGUGGGCCUUGCCACACCCUUGGUAGGCCUCUCUGCAUAGUCCUACACAUUGUAAUCAGGGUAGAGACUGCAAUCAGGUUAGCACAAUAUAAAAUGAGUGAAACAAAGUAAGGGUUAAACCUGAAACCUACACACAUUGAUCGAUUUUAAUCGAUAGAAUGCAUGAAGCUGUGUUGCCAGGUGCCUUUUGGGGCGUUGAAAUAGGAGAGACUGGCGUCGUGAGCCCCCACAUAUGACAUACAGAUUACAGGCCACUGCCGAUGUUAUAGUUUUUCAAAAUGAAGUUUAGUAUCUCAUUUUGUCAAAACAUUCGUAUGUGACACGGGAAGGGGUUCUGAAAAGAUCAUAGUAAUCCCUCUCUACACAAACACAUACACACUGUUGGUUGUUUUCACGAACAUCGCGUCUCUGCGCAUUUUUAUUUUGAUGGAAAUAUUGUGUAGCGAGCCAAUGAUUGAGACCGUCUGAGGGAAAAAAAAAUGUGUGGGGGACUAGUGGGGACUUAAGUAAGGCGGGAAAGUGCAUGACGUGAUCUUAACCUCGUUUUUUGACCCACUUAACUUAUCUUGAUACAAGGACAGGCCUCAGCCAUUACAGUAAAACCUCGCCUAAGUGCACACCACUGAAACGUUAGUCCCGAAAGUUGCGCAUUGGUGCACAGUGCAUGGUCUCGUAGCUGGUUUAUCUGGUUUAUGGUGCCCACCAAUCAAUACGAUUUAUAUUUGAUAGUGAAAACCACUUGUCCAAGCAACGCCAUUAUGCCGAAUGAUUAAUGUCAAAACAGCCCCCUUAAGUUGUGUACGAAAGGCGAAAAGCAAAGGCUCACCAUUGGAACAUGAAACUUAAAGUAAGACAAGAAUUCUUAAGUCUAGUUAAAUGAAGCGUUAACUUGGGCUUUGGGGGGGGGGGGGGGGGGGGGGGGGCGGGGCUGGUGGAUUUUGCACAGGGAAUGUGCUGAGAAUUAAAAACACGGAGCAGUUUGGUCGAAAGGGCUGUCAUGAAAUAAAUGUCCCAUUAAGCAUUUCUUUUCUUUUAAAGUCUUUACACUAAACGGUGUGUCUUGGUGUCUCGCAUUGGCCGCUGUUUGUUUACGGGGCGUAGUCUUGUUUGACUCAGAAUAACGGAAGUGGUGUUUGGAAAGAGAAUUCUGCAGGGAUUUCAUUUGUGUGAACAGUGGGGGCAUUUUAAUAGCUAAAAAUGGAUUUUGAAUUUUUUCAUUUUUUUUUUUUUUAAAUUUCUGUUAGUGCUAGCGAAGCUGUUAAAUGUGAGGGAAAGAAUUGACACAAUGUUAAGCUUCGGGUUGAAAUUAUAAGAGAAUUGAAAUCUAUUGUCAAUGGCGGGUUUUUCCUUAGGUUUAAAUUGACACAAUGUUAAGCUUCGGGUUGAAAUUAUAAGAGAAUUGAAAUCUCUUGUCAAUGGCGGGUUUUUCCUUAGGUUUUCCCCCCCCCCCGAUUUUCUUAAAGACAUGGUUCCUUGGAGAAAGGGCGUGGUUUCAUAAUGAAUCAUGGGCGCGGUUUCAUAAUAAAUCAUAGGCGUGUCUUCGUGUUUCUUUUAUGGACCACAUGAGUUCUCUUAUUGGAGUACCCUUUACUAUUUUAAUAUAUUUAUAUAUAUAUAUAUAUGUAUACAUUUAUUUAUUUAUAUAUAAAUAUAUAUUACUGUUUCUAUAUUUCUAGUAUCCACGGAUAUUAGCAUUAAAUCAUGUUUUCUCCGUCUGUGACGUUGUCAAUGAUGGGUUUGUUUGGUCGGCAGUGGAGAGGGGGGGGGGGAGAGAGAGAAGGGUAGCAAUCGCAAUGUGACAGAAAAUUUGAUUUUUGUUUAAAUUUAAAAAAAAAAAAAUUAAAUUGCCAUAUAUUAAAAUAUCACGAUGGGGUAUCAAUGAGGAUAAGCAUUUCGUCACCCUAAUCACUGUCUAUGAUAUGGUGCAUUGUAAGGGGUGUGCAAUGUGACCGUUCACAAGUCAAAAUGCUGCCGAGACAACUUUAUGUGAACGAGCCCUGACAGAAAAAUCAUGGAAUUACACAUGUUCGAUAGAUGCCACCUUGGCAGCUUAUCAUCGUUGGGUAUAUUGGCAUUGUAUUGGUGGGAGAUACAAGGUAAAAAAAGGCCUGUCAUUAUAUGGGAUUUUAUCCAGGUAAACAACAUUAUCUGAAAAUGGAAUAUUCGGGGCCCAGCAUGGUAAGCUCAUCAGCCUCAUCAUCAAGUAAUAAACAUUGUUCAAACAACGCGUAUCGAUAAAUGCCCCAAGCACGCCUUGAACUCCAAUCCAUAAAUAGUUGUAAUCCAGGUCAACAGUGGCAUGUUAGCUUCCUCGAACUGUGAAGACUGCCUCCUGUAUUGUUUCGUAUUUUUGUCGAAAAACAAAAGACCUGGCAAUAUAAAGGAAAAAAAAAUUGUUCGAUUACAGAAAUGUAGGCCUAUGUCAUAGUAUCAGUUUUCCUAUGCAAUUGGGUCGAUGAAUAAGUCAGGGGUUCUAAAAUUGUUCAACUCUGGUGACAAGAUUUAUAAAGGAUUUGAUAUCAAUUUUUCUGAUUUACUUAUUUAUUCGUUGGAUUAUUUAUUUUAUUUUUGUUAAACCUAAAAAUGCUUGAAAUGACCUUUUGGAAAUGGUCAAAUGAAAAUAAUUUAAUUUGGCAUGAUUUUUUUUAAAAUCCGUGGUCGUGCUCUUACACUGAAUGGUCUCCAUUCGUGUGCUGGUCAAAAAAGCAGCAAAAAAACUGCUGCUCUAUAAUCUAAAUUAGUGUGUGCUAUUAGCACUGCUAAUGAGGCAAAGAAACACUUUAACAUCCAUCCAUCCACCGGGCCACUAGGUGGUGUUACACGCGUGCUCGCUAGAGGUGCUCGGUGUGAUCUUUACGAGGUGGAUGGGGGCGCGAGGGCGCAGACCACACCGGGUGACAUUAAAUUAGAGGGGUUGACCACCCCAAAAACGGCUGUCUCUAAAGGUGUAGCAAAGACAAAAGAACAUUUUCUGGACUCUGGUAAGGGAUGAGAUCCAUUGAGGUGGGUGUGUCUUCAUGAGUUGUCGAACUUUGGUGACGCCUACCCCAGUGACGCUAUUGACCGUAGUCACCUACUUGUACUUGGCCAUGAAUCCACUCCCCACCACUGAAUCAUUUGGCGGGCGUCAAUUCGCCAUAAUGCAACAUGAUGGUGAUAGAUUGAGUCCCGGUGCUUGGGUAGCGCUUGUGGCCGAGCUGUUUUAGCAUGCUCACGGCGCUCUGGUCUCCUUAAAUCUGUUUAAAGAAAAAAAUCCUAAAAUGUUUGUUUUUUUUGUUGAUUUUUUUUUUGAGGCAAUCUGUUCCACCAGACGAAGCAUGUUGGCCACCAUCCUGCAAUUUCUAAAUUAACAUUUAGUUAAACAGUGUCGGAAUCAUUGUGAGAUCCCCGGGCACCUGCCUACUUAAUGUUAUGCAUAAGGAUUCAUUAACGAUUAUAUUGGAGGGAGAUAAUGCAUUGGGAAAAAAAAUCCCCCGUCUUAUUGUUCAACGGUUACUGCCCUUCUUCGCCUCCCCCCUCCCCCUCCCCCCCCCCCUGCGCCUAACGAGGUCUCAUGUUUGUAUAUAUGAUACUAUAUACAUUUUCUUCUGCCUUUGAAUUUAUCAACAUAAUAAGAUAUAUGAACUAUAAAACAUUUAUAUAAUCAGAAGUUAAAAAAAACACACACAAAAUAUGUAAAACGGGCCGAAUGACUGCUACUCCUAGGUCUACCUCUGGCUACACGACCACUAUAAAUAAUUAUAAUACAAGACAGGGGCGCAGCCAAGGCUCGGUACUCGGUAUCACCCGGAGCGGGGCCAAGAAUUUAGCCGCCACCUUCCACGGAGAAAAACAACUGCAGUUGGCCGAAAAUGUCCGUCCCGCUUCCCACGCCGCUAAUGGUAGAGGAUAAAAAUUGUUAGUUGUACCACUUGCUAUUCUGCCCCAUUAUUUUUUAUUAAAAUUCGAGACAUGUCUGAUAGAGACCAUAAAUAUACAGGAGCUAAGGUAACAUAUACUCGGCAAACAAAAGGUGUGGGGGGGGGGGGGUCCCAAACUUUUAGAGCUCCGAAGCUAGUAAAGUAGGGUUGCCUGAUUGUUUGCUAGGAUGACAUGCCAAGUUGGAUUAGGUGACCUGACCACGUGAGGCUAUAUUAUAAUUGUGCACGUCUAUUUCUGGGCCAUGUCCCCACUGGUUAAGCUAAUUACAAAUAAAACAGCCAGACAUCGUGUGUGCUUUUAUGACGAAGUCAGAGUUCUAACUAUUCUAACUGUCGAAUCUGUGAGAUGGCGGAUGGAGACAUCCGCUCCAGGUUAAUUGAAUCGAACUGAAACAAGGGCCUAUCAAAAUGAUUACGGACUACAAUAUAUUUUAAAUGUAAAAACCAUGGUACUUGCAAACCAUAUUAUAUAUAGCAAAGCCUUAAUUUCCUUUAUUGUUCAACGUCAAAAAUUCAUACCUUGGGUCUGCAUGUUCUGUACAUAGGGGAUUGCCAACACACAACCAGUGGCGUCACUGUGAGGUUGCGGGAGGUGCGGACCGCACCGGGUGACACAUUCACAGGGUUGUGACACUCACAAGAGUGUGACACUCACAGGGGGUGACACACUCACAGGGGUGUGACACUCUCACAGGGGUGUGGCACACUCACAGGGGUGUGACACUCUCACAGGGGUGUGGCACACUCACAGGGGUGUGACACUCACAGGGAUGUGACACACUCACAAGUGUGUGACAGACUCACAAGUGUGUGACAGACUCACAAGUGUGUGACAGACUCACAAGUGUGUGACUCACAGGGAGUGACACCACAUGAAAAAUCAAAAUAUGAUAGAGUUGGCUUGACUCUGUUUCAUAACAGAACUCAAUUACAUUCCAGAGCAGGUUGCCACCAGAACGGGCAGUCACCAAAGAAGGGUUGCAGCAGGUCAGGGUGUCCCCAGAGAAGGGUUGGGAAUCUCUUUCAUUACUCUCAUUAACUUUGAGUGCCUGUUGCUUUAUGUAAGAGGAUCUUUUCAAAUUUGUCAUGGCAACAUUCCAGGCUUUCUAGUCUAACGGUUUUUUCACUUUAAAGUGAAAAGGGACGAAUGUUGAUUUUUAUGAAGUGAUUGACAGUUUUGAUGAAGUGAUUGAAAGGUUUGAUAAUAUGAUUGACAUGUUUGAAUCUUUGAAGACCAGGAAGAUCAAGUAUUAACUUUGAAUAAUAUUUCAAUGAAAAGUAAUGUUUGAAUAUUUUUUGCACAUGUUUAAUUAACACGUGCUGUUACCGCAAGAAUGCUUUAUUCCUAUGUCUUUUGUUGCUUUAGGCUUUAGGGCUUUAAUUUCCAAAACAUAUUAAGGCCAUUCAGUAUGAUCUGCUUAAGAAUUACUUGGUUCAUGUCGGGGGGAGGGGGGGGGAAGGGGCGUAGGAGUUACGGAAAAAAUUGGGGGGGUGGAUGACACAAUGGGUUUACCGCACCCGUUGGGGCCAAACCGAAUGACGCCCCUGAACACACUCCACCCUUUUGCAGUCCCCUCUUAACCUUUCCACAUGCACAAUCUCUGACUCUGCCUAAAACUUUUACAAUGAGGCCUUAGUGUAUCCUGCAUUGUCUAACAUUAACAAUGUGCUUUUGUGUGUCUUAUCAGCCGAGAGGAAAACCUCAAUGGGCAAAGACUGGCAUCCUGCAUGCCUGAGAUGCGAGAAAUGUAAAAAGACACUUGCACCCGGGAGCCAUUCAGAGGUGGGUUAAAGUCAUAACUAACAGCGCACAGGUUAUGUUAGUGGAAUUUAAAUUUAAGAAAAAAAAAAUCAAUUCCCAAAUACAGAUUUCCAAGUUAAACUCUCUUAACUGUUGUAUCACAUCAUUUAAAUUAAUUAAACAGAGGAAUUUCUGUAGUUUCUAAAUUAUGAUCUUAUAAGACUAAAAUUUGGUGAGUAUGCUCAAUUCUUCAUUGUUGCCCAAAAACUAUUACUGGCAAUUAAUAUUUGAUCGAUAGUAUAAAAAAAAAUUAAUGUGAUUUUGAUCCAUUUUUGUCUCUGAUAUUUGACAGCACGAAGGGAAACCUUAUUGUACAAAACCAUGCUAUGCCUCAUUGUUUGGACCUGAAGGUGAGCCCUUAACAAUAUAAAUAGUUUCUUGUCUAAAAGUUCAUUACAAAUAUUAAUUAUAUGUAAUAACUUGUUACAGUUACAUAAGCCUACAUAUCAUUAGUGGGGGAUUAUGACAAUGUUAUGGUUGAAAACCCUCUUAGGAGAAAAUACUUUUUUUAUGAUUUAGAGUUCUAAAAUAAUUAUAAAAAUAGUAUAAGACUUGAUCCUUAACUUACUACCUGUAUAGUGCACCUCCCUUUAUGAAAAUUCAAUAAUAGGUCUGAAAUAUUUUCAUUAGUUUUAAACUUGCUUAGUUAACAAUUGCAUCACUCAAAACACAUUUAGGCCAAAAUUCUAAAUAUUUAUUAGAUUUGUAAUUGCCACAAUUUAAAAAAAAAAUGUCUACUGAAAUUGAUCUUUUUUGUGUGUGUGUUAGGCUUAAAAUUGGAAGAAAUUAAUUAAAUUUGCAGUUAGAAAAUAAAGCAUAACAUUAAUAGUUUUUUUUUUUUUUAAAUACGCUUAAAUUUACAGUACUUUUUGAUUCAUCAAGAAACAUGUUUAUAUUAAAAUUUCAGUCUCAGUUCAAUCACAUUUUCAUAAUGAUUACAGUAAAUGAACCUUAAAAUGAUAACUAAUUAAUUUAAAUAUCAUUAUUAAAACAUGUGUUUCAUCUGGGUUUUUUUUUUUAGGAUUCGGUCGUGGAGGAACCUCAGGAGAUAAGGCCAUCUAUACCAAGUAGACAAGAAAAAUGACUUACUAAAAUACAUUAUUAUACUAUUUAAGCACCAGUUAUCAUAGUGUUAAACUUUACUACAUUUUUCUCAUAUCAGAUUUCUUUGUACAUAAAAUAAAAGGUCUGUCCAAUGGAGACACUCCAGUUGUGUUGUUCCAGUUGACUGUGUCUGAGGCUGACUCAGUAAUCCAAGACAAAAGUUUAAUGUACAUAAUGAAGCCAAAAGAUUACAUUCCCAUAAAGCUAGAACAAAGUGGAUGUGUGAUCUUGAACAACUUCUACAAAGAUUUUUUUUAAAAAUCGUGAUUUCUGAACUGGUGCUUCUCAAAAAUAUUUUUUAUUCCCAGGUGCUUUUGUGCCAUUUAAACAAAGCAAAAAAAGUUAACAGCGACAAUAUUUGAUGUAACAACCAAUAAUAAAAUAGUUGGAAGCUGUAUAUUUUUUCCCCCCACCACCUACAUACCAAUGUUAAAUGUUUUAACUGUAUAAUAUAUGUGUGUUUCUCGAGUUUUUACAUUUCAAUUUACCUCUAUCAAUAAAAUUCUAAAGGCAUUUUUUUGAAGAAACGGUAGCAAUCUUUAGUUCUUUUCAAACUGAAACCUAAAUAGCCUAGACUGAUUUUUAAAAAGAAAAAUAUUUUUCAAUCUUAAUGAACAAAUCAAUGUCUUUGCCAUUGUUAAGACAACUUCGUUAUUUAACAUGGUGAUGCUUAGUAAUAGACAGGCCCUAUUGUGACACAAUUUUCAUACAUUCUUAUGAUUUAUGCACUUUAAGCAACACAAAUUUAUUUCCAAUAAAUGGAUUAAAAACAAUUUUAUUUGCUUUACUC
This is a messenger RNA of Lymnaea stagnalis (great pond snail), 11509 nucleotides long. The record is from the annotation of a GenBank genome assembly. NCBI's taxonomy places the organism in Eukaryota, Metazoa, Mollusca, Gastropoda, Lymnaeidae.